AUGGUGCUCAUAGCGGCUCUUCUGAGACGGAGAGAAGGAGAGUGGGAGAACUUUAACCACUGCACCAGAGUAGGACCUGGUGAGCAGUGGUAGCUCCUGUGUGGGUCGAUAAAUAUGAGCGGGGCUCCUAGCAAGCGAGCGGCGCUGGAGUAAUUGAGUCUGGUGUGUGUGUGUGGGUGGUGCCAGGGCAGCAGAAAAGGGUCAUAACUCAAUGAGAUAGGUGAGAUUUACAGCGUGUGAUCAACAACAGAGAUCCCUCCAUAUCGCCCUCUCCCAGAGGAGUUUGGUACCUCCUGCUGCAGUGCUGCACCCUCCCUGGGACUCAAAACACACCUCGUAAAUAUCCCCCCGACCACCAGCUCGCCUCGCCAAGCUGACAUUGAACUUCAGGGCCACGAUCGAUAGUUUCUACUGGCCCCAACCAUCUUUUGCUUUAUGGGGGUGGAACGUAUAUGAUGGAUUGGGAGGCCUGUUAUGUUAUGUAUGCAUAGGGCCUAGGUGACUUUAUAGUCAACUUCAUAGUUAAAAGAAUGGAUAGAAAGCUCUCAUAUUGGUUAUCCACGUGUAGAAAUAUUAUGUUUAUUUGAUGGAUCACAGUAUGUUUAUGAAAUGAAGGAAUCAAUCAUAUAGCUUGUCGUCGGAAAGCCACACACAUCUCUCCUAAACCCGCCCCAUGAUUGUAGAAAUAUGCUCAGACAGUAUGGGAAACGUGUCCUAUGUAAUACGUUAGUGUGAGUGAUGUUCCUGCCUUUUGUUAUGUCUACAGUGUGUGUUGUGAAGCCCGCGGCAAUCUCGUCUGGUAGCGUUUCACGCUUCAUUAACUGUAGCAUAACACUUUCUGUGACAUUUUAUGCAAGACAUUUUUCAGAGUUUGUGUUGUUCCAGCUGUCCCCGUUGGGAAGUGAGCCUUUUUUACGAUGGCCUAAGAUAACCAGCAUGCCCCCAGCCCAGCCACCGUUCUAGGAUGCGCACGCAGGCACACAGCUGAGCCGUUUUCCCCCCUGUCCCCCCCACUCACCUGCCUUUCCUCCCCACACAACCAACGCCCUACUCCGUAACAAACUGAGGACGGGGCUGUGGCAUUGGCAGCCAUUCAGUCUCUGACUCUCACAUCGGCCCCACAGAAAGCCUUUCAGGGCUCACCAGUGCAACAACUGCUGUGUUUUACUACAGCGUGAAAUGGGGAGUGACAGGCCAUGGCUGGCUCUACUUAGCCAUGCAGAAUGUACUGUAUCACUGUUUAGGGAGGAUGAUAAGCACACAAAGGGAGAGUUGGGAGCACAAACGGUUUUGUUGGGACAUUGCUCUAGCCAAGAGCUCUGGUGGAACUCAAGCCUCUACUGAUAGCCAAUGUGCUUGUUCACAUCUGGGAGUGAAAACAUUUACAUUUUACAUUUUAGUCAUUUAGCAGACGCUCUUAACCAGAGCGACUUACAGUUAGUGAGUGCAUACAUUUUCAUACUGGUCCCCCGUGGGAAUCGAACCCACAACCCUGGUGUUGCAAGCACCAUCCUCUACCAACUGAGCUACACGGGACUACAUUUCAAGUCAACAUAUUUUUUUGUGUAGAAACUUGCAUAUAAAUAUGUUAACGCAUCAUAGAACAAUCUCGUGUGGCAUUGUUAUUCCAAAAGAUGUUAGCCUGGAUGCCAGUCUUAGGCAUUAGCUUCAACUCUAUCUCAGACUGGCACCCAGGUUAACCAGACAGAUGCAACAUGACCAGCGCAAUUACCCGCCUUCGCUUCCAUGUUGUCUUUUGAUUGAUGAGUCACCUUUGUAAUUAUACAGAGCGUCUCCUAUUUGCUUUGGCAAGAGAUCUGUCGUGGUUCACGCCCCCUGUCCUACUAAAAUGUCCGUUCUGUGGGUGUGACUGUCGGGAAACGCUGACAGAUUGUCAGGUACCUGGGAGAGCUCUCACAGUGAGGAACUCAAAUACUUAUCAUCUUUUAUGACAUAUCCACUCCCUCAGAGAAAGAGAUUGUCAGACAGGCAAAAUCCUUAGGAAUGCACUUCCUUUCUUUUGUAUUUCGGCAUCGUUUUUUUAUUAUUGUAUGAAAACAUAUUUUUUUGUACAAAGUCAUUGUGAGACGAAUGUCGAAAGUGAUAGGCUUCAUGCGCUAACAUACAAGGUCGGAUCUAUGUUGUAAUCUUUUGAGCAUGGAAUGCCAUCUGAAUUCCACUUGUCUUGACACGCGAGCAUUUCAAACGCAAGUUUCAAUCCAUUUUCACUUCCCAUAUAGAUCCAAUUGUGAUUAACCAUAAAGGGACCAGAGCCUUUCUUCAACCAAUGGAAUGCAUUAAUUCCCAUGCACACAAGAUCUUUCAAUGGGAAAAUUGGCUUGAUCCCGCGGCUUACGUGUGUAUGUUCAGUGAUUUGUAGAGGGGAUUUUAGGGCUUUGGCAUGUGCUGUGUCUGCUGGCUGAGGUUCCUUUCGGCUAGAGAGGCUGCUGGAGCAGAAGCCACUGCCUCAACACCUCAUUGUUCCAGGAUGGUGCCUCUGGAAGGCUGGUCAUUAGUGCUGCUACUACCCUGUACUGCCACUGGAAAUGGGCUAAGUUAAAUGGGCUAAAUUAAGCCUUUCAUUUGUGAGGACAUAUGCGGUUUUGAAAGACACUUCAGUAAGAUUAUGUAAACAUGCAUUUUAUAUGAAUGAGUAUGUUAGAGCAAUAGUUUUACAUUCAAUAAUGCACUUGAAGGUCUAUUGAAAGUUAUUUCUGUGUUUUUCCCCUGAAGUAUUCUGUGGAACACCACAGUGGUUUAUUUUUAAUCCCCAGGGGUUUAUUCUGAACUCGUCACAUCCAGUCAAUACUGUACUUGGUUUUAGGGGAGGUUGAAGCCACUGAAGAAAAAUGGAACUGUCUCCCGCCUCUAUCCCCUUUCUCUCAGUCCUCAACACUUGAAUGUCCAGACAGUGUUCCUCCAACCCAGACAGAGUUCCUCCAACCCAGACAGAGUUCCUCCAACCCAGACAGAGUUCCUCCAACCCAGACAGUGUUCCUCCAACCCAGACAGAGUUCCUCCAACCCAGACGGUGUUCCUCCAACCCAGACAGUGUUCCUCCAACCCAGACAGAGUUCCUCCAACCCAGACGGUGUUCCUCCAACCCAGACAGUGUUCCUCCAACCCAGACAGAGUUCCUCCAACCCAGACAGUGUUCCUCCAACCCAGACAGUGUUCCUCCAACCCAGACAGAGUUCCUCCAACCCAGACAGUGUUCCUCCAACCCAGACAGUGUUCCUCCAACCCCACUCAGGAGGUGAGACCAAGCGAGCAGAGUUCUAACAGAGACCACAGUGUGUAAUUGAGAACUGGCAGGUGAGCCGAGCGCAGGGCCCUGAUUGCUCCAUGUUCCUCCCAGAAGCCAGGUUUACACUUCAACAUGUGCCCGUCCUACGCACUCCAUAAAAAGCAAAUAAACUUUUCACUGGAAAUGGCAUAACGACAGACGCUGCUAAUGAGCUAAUUAAAAACUCAUAAACACAGAUUCACCUCCCUGACUGAGAUGAGUCAUUUCUUACAUCAACGGUGCAUUUUAAGAGAUUAUUAUGUGCUUGUCUCUGCGUCAGUGAAACAUGGACAAAUACUGUACUUUAUCCUCUGAAUGACUAAUAUACUGUAUCUAAUAUCUAAUGGUCUGUGAGACUGAAGCGAGACAUCCAGAAGUCUCUGGCCAGAAGUUCACCUCACGAACCCUCAUUAGCUCUCAUUUCUCUUCUCACGGAAUGUUUCCAUCUCUUGUUUAUCAAAGAUUAUUCCCCCCUGCUGACCAACAUAUUGAACUUUCCCAUACGAGGAAUGCGGUGGUGGAGUCUGUUGACAGUUAGCUGCUGGGUCUCUGUGUUGGAGCUGGUGCAGAGGGUCUAAAUUGAAUGGAGCUGAAUGACUAGCUCUGGCAGGUCUCUGGUCACUGUGGUUUGGGCCCGUCCCAGUGGCUACACAGAAGCAGCAGCCCAGCAGUGGUUCCUCUGUGGGAGACUCUCCUACUGGUUCUGCUAGUACCACUGGUUCUGUAGCAGCCAGCUAGCAGCACCAGGAACACAUCAACCUCCAGCCCCUUUAUCCUAUCUGAGGUUCUGAACUCAUGCCCCUUUUCUGCGGUGGCAUCUGAUGCCUGAUUCCCUUGGACAUGCAUGAACUUUCAUGUUUUAUUACAUUUAGCCUUGAGUUUUUGAUUUGUUGAGGGCGAGCUGUUGUAUUUACAGCGAGAGGAAUCUGACCGUUAUUGGUGUAUUUUCAUUUUCAAUUCCUCAUCCGAUAUGUUGGGCUAAACAACUUGCACUGCAGUCACAACUAGGCUCCUCUUUGAGCCCAUGCCCGCGGGGCAAACAUCCAGUAAAUAAGUUCCACGUGUUUAAAAAGGGAAUCCCAAUAACAUUUUAACUGGGUGUAUCAUCUAUUAACCAUACGAUCUGUGUACAACUGGUCGAGGUACAGAGAGCAAGAGAGGGAGAGUGUUUGUGCCAGUGCCAAACUGUAUCAGGUCCAGACAUGAGGUGGAAGGGGAGGAUAGGGUGGUUGAGGGGGGUUAUGCGGAUGCAUUUUUGAAGGGAAUUUGUCAAGGGCAGAAGAGCCAGACAAAAUAUCCCAGCUAUUGAAUGGAUUUUGGUAGUCACGGUGACUUUGUGCUCUUUGCUCUAUUCAGAAACGAAUCCCCAUUGGGCCUUGGCCUGUUACCUCCUUUUGUAGAAAAUUGUUGAUGUUCUCAGAAGGUAUGUGGGGCAUCUGCAACAAAGAGGUGUGACUGCUGAUUGUGGUGUGUGCUGUGGAAGUGGCUUAGGGAGGUGCUUGGCAGUCAGAGGGGGAGAGGGAGGGAGAAUUCAACUACAUAGCCAGUAAUAUAACAUUUGAAAUGUAUUUUUCUUUUUACUUUUGUGAGUGUAAUGUUUAAUAUACAUUUCGAAAUUGUUUAUUUCACUUUGUUUCUUAUCUAUUCCACUUUGUUUCUUAUCUAUUCCACUUUGUUUCUUAUCUAUUCCACUUUGUUUCUUAUCUAUUCCACUUUGUUUCUUAUCUAUUCCACUUUGUUUCUUAUCUAUUCCACUUUGUUUCUUAUAUAUUCCACUUGAGUGAGAGAGGGGGAGAGAGAGAGAAACUUAAAACAAUGCAUGCUGAGCAGAAUUAGGACUAUACCCGCUAGUUAUCAAAAUUCAGAAAAGGGCUGUUAAAUUCUACAACCACCUAAAAGGAAGCAAUGCACAUUCCACCACAAACCCCUCACCUACAGAGAGAUGAACCUAGAGAAAAGUCACCUCAGCCAGCUGGUUCUGGGGCUCUGUUCACAAACACAAACAGACCCCACAGAGCCCCAGGACAGCGAUGAAAUUAGACCUAACCAAAUUAUGAGAAAGCAAAAAGAUAACUAUUUGACACACUGGAAAUAAUCAUCCAAAAAAUUGAGCAAAUUGGAAUGCUAUUUGGCCCUAAACAGAGUACACCGUGGCAGAAUACCUGACCACUGUGAUUGACUCAAAAUUAAGAAAUCCUUGACUAUGUACAGACUCUGUGAGCAUAGCCUUGCGAUUGAGAGAGGUCGCCAUAGGCAGACCUGGCUCUCAAGAGAAGACAAGAUCUGCGCCCACUGUCCACAAAAUGAGGUGGAAACUGAGCUGCACUUCCGAACCUCCUGCCAAAUGUAUGACCACAUUAGAGAGACAUAUUUACCAGCAGCAAGAUUAAUGGCCCGUUGCCAUGAGAAAAGGGCAAUCACUGGAGCACAAACAACAUAAUAAAUACCACCAAUAUUUAUCUGUUUAUUUAUCUCCCCCUACUAUUCGUACUACAACUAAUUGCACAUUGCUAAAACAUUGUACAUAGCUGAUAAUAUAACACUUGACAUUUCAAUUUUUUAAAACCUUUUUCAGUGCAAUGUUUUACUGUUAAUUUCUAAUAGUAAAUUUGUUUCUUCUCACUUUUGUUUAUUGUUAAUUUCACUUUCUUUGGCAAUGUAAACAUGUUUCCUAUGCCAAUAAAGCCCCUUUGAAUUGAGUGAGAGACCCUCCCUCUCUGGCUCCGCUCACACGCAGUUCUUUGAUGUGGCUAGCUCUUUCAAGCACUGACACCCUUCCUUCUCCCUUUCACAGUGCCUACAGCCCUGCAAGGAAUCCUGGGACCUGAAGGAAAACCAGUGCCAGGACUUAUGCGAGGUACGUAUGUCAUCUCUGACUCUCAGAGUUUGAGUGCUCCCUCCAGAGUCUGAAAGUCUGAAAAUCUGAGGGAACAAAGAGCAUCAAGCAAAGUGGAGACUCUUUUCUCUCUACUGUAAUGUAAUGGCACUCUGUGUUAGAUUGAAUAAAAGCUGUUUAACUUGCUCACCACUCAAAUUAGUCAUCAGGUCCAAUGUAAACAGGACAAUCCCUGUUAGCUAACUGCCCUGCCUGUUAGACAUUUUACAGACACUCUUAUCCAGAGCGACUUACAGGAGCAAUUAGGGUUAAUUGCCUCGCUCAAGGGCACACCAACAGAUUUUUCACCUAGUCAGCUCGGGAAUUCGAACCAGCGACCUUUCUGUUAUUGGCCCAAUGCUUCUAACCGCUAGGCUACCUGCAGCCCAUAGUUCACUGAGCUUAGCUCACUGACCUGCCUGUUAGCUCACUGACCUUCCUGUUCGGCAGGUAGCCUAGCGGUUAGAGAGGUAAGCCUGCAAUCUGUCGGGAAGUGAGCUGGCAACCGGAGGGUUGCUGGUAUGAAAUCUUAGAUACCAUUGCAUGUUGUUGUGCCCUUGAGCAAGGCACUUAACCCCCCUCAACAACAGCUCCCCAGGCGCUCAGUGUGGCAGCCCCCUGCACCUCUCCAAAACCUUUGUGUAUGUAUGUGUCUUUCGGAGGGGCUGGGUUAAAAGCAGAAGUCAAAUUUCCUCCUGACCCCCCCCCCCCUUCCUCCUACCACCUCCUCCUCCCCCUCUACCCUCCAGACUCUCUUUCCCAAGAAGCACUAUGAGUGUCUGACUAGCUGUGAGUUCCUGAAGUCUGUGGAGGGGGUGAAGCAGGGGGACUGCCCGGCUCCUGAUAAGGCCAGUGGCUUCGCUGCAGCCUGUGUGGAGAGCUGCGAGGAGGAUGGAGAGUGCUCCGCUGUCAAGAAGUGCUGCUCCAAUGGCUGCGGGCACACCUGUCAGAACCCCAAGAACCUCUACAAAGGUACAAUGACACACAUCAUAACAUGACAUGUACAUGUGCAGUAUAACAUCAUUGGGUACAACACCGAAGCUAGAUACUGUACAGGACUAUUAAAAUGCACUAAGAGCUUUCUGCUCCUUCCUUUUGUCCUUGAAUAUUGAUCAAUCAUAUUCUGUUAUCUGUCAAUCAUAUUCUGCCCUACGGCCAUUGUUAUUGUUUUUGUUUUGUUAACAAAGCGGAGGUGAGGAGUGUCGCCCAAUGUGUUAAAAAAAAUAUUGCAGUACAUAUUCUGCUGUUCUAUUACACGUGCAAUGAUGUCUUUUUGUCAACUGAUUGCAGUAACUUGUUGAUUGCAGUAACUUCUUUGUUGUUGUAAUAUCACAAACAGACAUGGCAGUUUCACCAGUAAGGAUUCCAGCUCAAACUUGAAUUGAUGUUUGUCAACUCAGACUCGCGACGCAUGUGGCAAGGACUACAUGCUAUCACAGACUACAAAGGCAAAUCCAGCUGUGUGGUGCCCACGAAGCCUCCCUCCCAGACAAGCUUGACACAUUCUAUGCUCGCUUCAAGGCAGACAAUACCGAGCCAUCCAGGAAGACUUGCUGCUCCGGAAGACCAGGUGCUUUCGCUCUCCGAGGCUGACGUGAGGAAAACUCUCAAAAGAGUGAAUACUCACAAAGCCGCCAACCCAGAUGGCAUCCCUGGCCGCAUCCUCAGAGUGUGUGCUGGCAAGCGUCUUCUCAGACAUCUUCAACCUGUUCCUGUUCCAGGCUGUAGUCCCCACCUGCUUCAAGGAGACCAUCAUCGUCCCAGUGCCCAAGAAAAACAAGGUGACAUGCCCAAAUGACUAUCGCCCCGUCACUCUCACCCCGGUCAUCAUGAAGUAUUUGGAUGGCUGGUCAUGGACACAUCAAGGCCAUCAUACCUACCGCUCCAACAGACCCACGGAAGAUUCCAUGUCCAUCACUAUUCACACGGCCGUAACACAUCUGGACAAGACGAACACCUAUGUGAGAAUGCUGUUCAUUGACUGCAGUUCAGCAUUCAACACUAUUGUUCCCUCCAAGCUCGACACCAAGCUCAGAGCCCAGGGUCUGGACACCACCCUCUGCAACUGGAUCCUGGACUUCCUGACGGGCAGACCACAGGCUGUGAGGAUUGGCAACAACACCUCCUCCACACUAACUCUCGGGUCUACCACCUCGGGUCCUCUCCAAAUACUACCGCUGCACCAUCGAGUGUCCUAAUCGGUUGCAUCACGGCCUGUUAUGGGAAUUGCUCCGUCUACAACCGCAAGGCCCUCCAGCGGGUGGUGAAGACUGCCCAGUACAUUACUUGGACUGUGCUGCCACCCAUCCAGGACAUCUACUCGAAACAGUGCCUGAGGAAGGCCUGCAGCAUCAUCAAGGUCCCCACACACCCCAGCCACGAGCUGUUCUCUCCCUUACGGUCGGGCAGACGAUAUCGGAGCAUGAGGUCUGAUACCAACAGGCUCAGAGGCAGACUGCUGAAAACCUUUAACUAGACUGACUACCUGCUCUGAUUGUCCGCGCCUUAGCACACAUGCACUCUUUCACAUGUGCGCGCACACACUCACUCACUUACUCACUCACUCACUCAUUCAUUCAUGCUAUAAACAUACAUACAUUCAUGCUACACACACAUCACAACUGCUGCUACCAGACUCUAAUUAUAAUGGCUAAAUACUGCACAAUUUAAACACUUGCCCCCCCCCCCCCCAAUCCCCCUUCCCCAAAACACGUGUAAAUAUUGGACUAUAAAUUGUGCCUUCAUGUAUUAUACUGAUGCUAACAUGUUGAUUCUAUUCUACUGAGCCAUUUACUUUAUGUUCCUAUUCUUAUCUUUCAUUAUUUCUUAUUGUCGAGAAGGAACCUGUAAGUAAGCAUUUCGUUGGACGGUGUAUACCAUGCGUAUCCUGUACAUACGACUUAUAAAACUUGAAACUUGAGCUAACAGUUUAUGUAUACAUUACUUGUUUCACGAGUAGUGCUGCGAACUCCAUUUAGCUAUGCAGUGAACCAUACAUUUUAAUUUUGAGUCAUUUCAAAUAUUUCCUGUGAGUUUCUCUUUCUCAACGCAAUCCCCACAUUCUGUACAUAUUUUAUGAUACAUCCAGUGUGUGAAAUUGUUCCAAAUCAGCUUCAGGCUCACAGAUGCACACAGCGAGAGAGAGAGAGAGAGAGAGAGAGAGAGAGAGAGAGAGAGAGAGAGAGAGAGAGAGAGAGAGCACUCCACUCCAGUAAAACUGUUUAAUGGCACAGCCUGAGGUGUCUGGAUGUUGAGAGGAGAGGAGAGCUCUUAGCCCAUUGUGUAAGAGCGAGACUCUGUCAGUGCCUCUGUGACGGGAGAUGGAAGCUGCGUCUUCUUCAGUUGUGUAUAUUAUAUCAGCAGCCCACCGACUCUCUGGCUUCUGACAGCUUUGGGCAAUAAUAAGGCAGGAGAAAUGGAACUGGGCUCAGUGGAAGUUGUGAUUACUUUGAAGUGCACACACAGAUGUGUGUGUUGGGGGUGGGUUGUGUGUGUGUGUGUGUGUGUGUGUGUGUGUGUGUGUGUGUGUGUGUGUGUGUGUGUUGAAGCGUGCAUUAAUAAUAUUCCUAUAUUCUAAGAGAAUCAAUGUACAUUAAAGGCAGUGUCAGUGUCAUGGCCAGUUGUUUCACAGCCUGUCUAGAUGGAGAAAGAUGAAAGGAGAUAUAUCCUUGAGUUUAACCUUUACGGGAUCGGUGUUCCGUAUACGGACGGUUGAGCUAUUGUGAUUAGCAUGACUGUUGUAAGUAACAGCAAACUUUCCAGGACAUAGACAUGUCUUAUAUGGGCAGAAGCUUAAAUUAUUGUUAAUCUAACUGCACUGUCCAAUUUACAGUGGUUAUUACAGUGAAAAAAUACCAUGCUAUUGUUUGAGGAGAGUGCACAACAAAAUUAUCACAGCAACUGGUUUGAUACAUUCACCUCUGAAGGUAAAUAAUGUACUUACAUUCAGUAAAUUUGCUCUGAUUUGUCAUCCUAAGGAUCCCAGAAAUAAAAUGUAGCAUAGUUUUGUUUGAUAAAAUCCAUUUUUAUAUUCAAAUGUAGGAACUGGGUUCUACAGUUUGAACCCCUGCUGUCUCUGGCUCCACACCCACCCCACCCGGCCAUCUAGAUGUGUGAAAGUUAGUGUGUAAGCUAAUGAUCCAUCAUGUAUGACAUUCCUGGGAGUGUGUAAACUUACAUUUUAUAUUACAAUAUCAUUUUUGUAUGUUCUCUAUAGUUAUGUACUUGAAAAUGUAUCAAUUGACCAAUUUGGCACAUUUGGGCAGACUUUAUACAAAAUAGUCCAGUAUUACAAUGCUUCACUGGAUCAAUCUGAAACUUUGCACAAACACUGCUGCCAUCUAGUAGCCAAAAUCUAAAUUGCGCCUAAUCUUCAAUAUUAUAUUGUGGCCUUUCUCUUGCGUUUCAAAGAUGAUGGAUCCAUUUUUUUUAUAGAAAACAGAUGUUUUUUUUGUUUGUAUUAUCUUUUACCAGAUCUAAUGUGUUAUAUUCUCCUAUAUUAAUUUCACAUUUCCACACACUUCAAAGUGUUUCCUUUCAAAUGGUAUCAAGAAUAUGCAUAUCCUUGCUUCAGGUCCUGAGCUACAGGCAGUUAGAUUUGGGUAUGUCAUUUUAGGCAAAAAUGGAAAAAAAAUUGGUUAAUACAGAAAUAUACUGUACUCAAUUAGAAAUAUUCACCAUACAGCACAGACAAACGUAUAGAACCAAACAGUUGACUGUCCUGCUAAUCCAAACACUUACUGUAGCCUAUGGUUGAUCUGUAUUGGGAUCAGAUUUGCACGUUUUAAUUAGCAGUCUGGUUUAAGUCUGGAUUGAAUUCCAAUCCUGAUCUCCAGUGUUGAAGGUGUACAGUGCCUUACAAAAGUAGUCAUCCCCCUUGGUGUUUUUCCUAUUUUGUUGCAUUACAACCUGUAAUUUAAAUUUAAAUUUAAAUUUUUACAUUUUAGUCAUUUAGCAGACGCUCUUAUCCAGAGCGACUUACAGGAGCAAUUAGGGUUAAGUGCCUUGCUCAAGGGCACAUUUACGUCAUUUAGCAGACGCUCUUAUCCAGAACGACUCACAAAUUGGUGCAUUCACCCUAUAGCCAGUGGGAAAACCACUUUACAAUUUUUUUUUUUGGGGGGGGGGGGGGGGGGGGGUAGAAGGAUUACUUUAUCCUAUCCCAGGUAAUCCUUAAAGAGGUGGGGUUUCAAAUGUCUCCGGAAGGUGGUGAGUGACUCCGCUGUCCUGGCGUCGUGAGGGAGCUUGUUCCACCAUUGGGGUGCCAGAGCAGCGAACAGUUUUGACUGGGCUGAGCGGGAACUAUGCUUCCGCAGAGGAAGGGGAGCCAGCAGGCCAGAGGUGGAUGAACGCAAUGCCCUCGUUUGGGUGUAGGGACUGAUCAGAGCCCGAAGGUACAGAGGUGCCGUUCCCCUCACUGCUCCAUAGGCAAGCACCAUGGUCUUGUAACGGAUGCGAGCUUCAACUGGAAGCCAGUGGAGUGUGCGGAGGAGGGGGGUGACGUGAGAGAACUUGGGAAGGUUGAACACCACACGGGCUGCGGCAUUCUGGAUGAGUUGUAGGGGUUUAAUGGCACAGGCAGGGAGGCCAGCCAACAGCGAGUUGCAGUAGUCCAGACGGGAGAUGACAAGUGCCUGGAUUAGGACCUGUGCCGCUUCCUGUGUAAGGCAGGGUCGUACUCUCCGAAUGUUGUAGAGCAUGAACCUGCAGGAGCGGGUCACCGCCUUGAUGUUAGCGGAGAACGACAGGGUGUUGUCCAGGGUCACGCCAAGGCUCUUCGCACUCUGGGAGGAGGGCACAACGGAGUUGUCAACCGUGAUGGCGAGAUCAUGGAACGGGCAGUCCUUCCCCGGGAGGAAGAGCAGCUCCGUCUUGCCAGGGUUCAGCUUGAGGUGGUGAUCCGUCAUCCAUACUGAUAUGUCUGCCAGACAUGCAGAGAUGCGAUUCGCCACCUGGUUAUCAGAAGGGGGAAAGGAGAAGAUUAGUUGUGUAUCGUCAGCGUAGCAAUGAUAGGAGAGGCCAUGUGAGGAUAUGACAGAGCCAAGUGACUUGGUGUAUAGGGAGAAAAGGAGAGGGCCUAGAACUGAGCCCUGGGGGACACCAGUGGUGAGAGCACGUGGUGCGGAGACAGCUUCUCGCCACGCCACUUGGUAGGAGCGACCGGUCAGGUAGGACGCCAUCCAGGAGUGAGCCGCGCCGGAGAUGCCCAGCUCGGAGAGGGUGGAGAGGAGGAUCUGAUGGUUCACAGUAUCAAAGGCAGCAGACAGGUCUAGAAGGACAAGAGCAGAGGAGAGAGAGUUAGCUUUAGCAGUGCGGAGAGCCUCCGUGACACAGAGAAGAGCAGUCUCAGUUGAAUGACCAGUCCUGAAACCUGACUGGUUUGGAUCAAGAAGGUCAUUCUGAGAGAGAUAGCAAGAGAGUUGGCUAAAGACGGCACGCUCAAUAGUUUUGGAAAGAAAAGAAAGAAGGGAUACUGGUCUGUAGUUGUUGACAUCAGUGGGAUCGAGUGUUGGUUUUUUGAGAAGGGGAGCGACUCUCGCUCUCUUGAAGACGGAAGGGACAUGGCCAGCGGUCAAGGAUGAGUUGAUCAGCGAGGUGAGGUAGGGGAGAAGGUCACCGGAGAUGGUCUGGAGAAGAGAGGAGGGGAUGGGGUCAAGCGGGCAGGUUGUUGGGCGGCCUGCAGUCACAAGUCGCAGGAUUUUAUCUGGAGAGAGAGGGGAGAAAGAAGUCAAAGCAUAGGGUAGGGCAAUGUGAGUAGGACCAGCAGUGUCAUUAGACUUAACAAACGAGGAUCGGAUGUCGUCAACCUUCUUUUCAAAGUGGUUGACGAAGUCAUCCACAGAGAGAGAGGAGGGGGGGGGGGGGGGGGGGGGGGGGGGGGGGGGGGAUUCAGCAGGGAGGAAAAAGUGGCAAAGAGCUUCCUAGGGUUAGAGGCAGAUGCUUGGAAUUUAGAGUGGUAGAAAGUGGCCUUAGCAGCAGAAACAGAUGAAGAAAAUGUAGAGAGGAGGGAGUGAAAAGAUGCCAGGUCGGCAGGGAGUUUAGUUUUCUUCCAUUUCCGCUCAGCUGCCCGGAGCUCUGUUCUGUGAGCUCGCAAUGAGUCAUCAAGCCACGGAGCUGGAGGGGAGGACCGAGCCGGCCGGGAGGAUAGGGGACACAGAGAGUCAAAGGAUGCAGAAAGGGAGGAGAGGAGGGUUGAGGAGGCAGAAUCAGGAGAUUGGAGGGAGAAGGAUUGAGCAGAGGGAAGAGAUGAUAGGAUGGAAGAGGAGAGAGUAGUGGGAGAGAGAGAGCGAAGGUUGCGACGGCGCAUUACCAUCUGUGUAGGGGCAGAGUGAGUAGUGUGGGAGGAGAGCGAGAGAGAAAAGGAAACAAAGUAGUGGUCGGAGACAUGGAGGGGAGUUGCAGUGAGAUUAGUAGAAGAGCAGCAUCUAGUAAAGAUGAGGUCAAGCGUAUUGCCUGCCUUGUGAGUAGGGGGGGACGGUGAGAGGGUGAGGUCAAAAGAGGAGAGGAGUGGAAAGAAGGAGGCAGAGAGAAAUGAGUCAAAUGUAGACAUAGGGAGGUUGAAAUCCCCCAAAACUGUGAGGGGUGAGCCAUCCUCAGGAAAGGAACUUAUCAAGGCGUCAAGCUCAUUGAUGAACUCUCCAAGGGAACCUGGAGGGCGAUAGAUGACAAGGAUAUUAAGCUUAAAUGGGCUAGUGACUGUGACAGCAUGGAAUUCAAAUGAGGAGAUAGACAGAUGGGUUAGGGGAAAAAUUGAGAAUGUCCACUUGGGAGAGAUGAGGAUUCCUGUGCCACCACCCCUCUGACCAGAUGCUCUCGGGGUAUGCGAGAACACAUGGUCAGACGAGGAGAGAGCAGUAGGAGUAGCAGUGUUUUCAGUGGUAAUCCAUGUUUCCGUCAGCGCCAGGAAGUCGAGGGACUGGAGGUUAGCAUAGGCUGGGAUGAAGUCAGCUUUGUUGGCAGCAGAACGGCAGUUCCAGAGGCUGCCUGAGACCUGGAACUCCAGGUGUGGGGUGCGUGCAGGGACCACCAGGUUAGAGAGGCAGCAGCCACGCGGUGUGGGGCGUUUGUGUAGCCUGUGCAGAGAGGAGAGAACAGGGAUAGGCAGAAGCAUAGUUGACAGGCUGUAGCAAAUGGCUACAAUAAUGCAGAGGAGAUCGGAAUGAAAUGAGCUAAACAUCAGGGAGAGGAGAGAGCAGGGCCCUCUCACCAAAAACUUCUACCUCAGAAACUAUAAUUGUUUCACUGAACCACCCGAACAAAAACUCUACCAACUUCCACCUUUAGAAAUUAGAAUUGUUGUGAACCACAGCGGUUCAAUGUUUAAAGGAAUAGACUCAACCCACUUUAUUCAUGGAUUUUUAUUUGGAUUUCAUGUAAUGGACAUACACAAAAUAGUCCAAAUUGGUGAAGUGAAAUGAAAAAAAUAACUUGUUUAAAAGAAUUCAAAAAAAUAAAUAAUGGAAAAGUGGUGCGUGCAUAUGUAUUCACACCCUUUGCUAUGAAGCCCCUAAAUAAGAUCUGAUGCAACCAAUUACCUUCAGAAGUCACAGAAUUAGUUAAAUAAAGUCCACCUGUGUGCAAUCUAAGUGUCACAUGAUCUGUCACAUGAUCUCAAUGUAUAUAUACACCGGUUCUGAAAGGCCCCAGAGUCUGCAACACCACUAAGCAAGGGGCACCACCAAGCAAGCGGCACCAUGAAGACCAAGGAGCUCUCCAAACAGGUCAGGGACAAAGUUGUGGAGAAGUACAGAUCAGGGUUGGGUUAUAAAAAAACCACCAAAAUUCACGGACCAGGCAAGGAGGGCAUUGAUCAGAGAGGCAACAAAGAGACCAAAGAUAACCCUGAAGGAGCUGCAAAGCUCCACAGCGGAGAUUGGAGUAUCUGUCCAUAGGACCACUUUAAGCCGUACACUCCACAGAGCUGGGCUUUACGGAAGAGUGGCCAGAAAAAAAGCCAUUGCUUAAAGAGAAAAAUAAGCAAACACAUUUGGUGUUCGCCAAAAGGCAUGUGGGAGACUCUCCAAACAUUGGGGAAAAAAGUACUCUGGUCAGAUGAGACUAAAAUUGAGCUUUUUGGCCAUCAAGGAAAACGCUAUGUCUGGCGCAAACCCAACACCUCUCAUCACCCCGAGAACACCAUCCACAGUGAAGCAUUGUGGUGGCAGCAUCAUUCUGUGGGGAUGUUUUUCAUCGGCAGGGACUGGGAAACUGGUCAGAAUUGAAGGAAUGAUGGAUGGCGCUAAAUACAGGGAAAUUCUUGAGGGAAACCUGUUUCAGUCUUCCAGAGAUUUGAGACUGGGACGGAGGUUUACUUUCCAGCAGGACAAUGACCCUAAGCAUACUGCUAAAGCAACACUCGAGUGGUUUAAGGGGAAACAUUUAAAUGUCUUGGAAUGGCCUAGUCAAAGCCCAGACCUCAAUCCAAUUGAGAAUCUGUGGUAUGACUUAAAGAUGAAUGUAUACCAGCGGAACCCAUCCAACUUGAAAGAGCUGUAGCAGUUUUGCCUUGAAGAAUGGGAAAAAAUCCCAGUGGCUAGAUGUGCCAAGCUUAUAGAGACAUACCCCAAGAGACUUGCAGCUGUAAUUGCUGCAAAAGGUGGCUCUACAGAUUAUUGACUUUGGGGGGGUGAAUAGGUAUGCACGCUCAAGUUUUCUUAUUUUUUUGUCAUUUCUUGUUUGUUUCACAAUAAAAAAUAUUUUGCAUCUUCAAAGUGGUAGACAUGUUGUGUAAAUCAAAUGAUACAAACCCCCAAAAAAUCCAUUUUUUAAUUCCAGGUUGUAAGGCAACAAAAUAGGAAAAAUGCCAAGGGGGGUGAAUACUUUCGCAAGCCACUGUAAUUAUGUGCUCACGGUGUGGAGAGAGUAAUUGUUUCUGUGUGUGCGCAAAUGGAGCGUUUCCCCCAUGGAGAUCGCUCACAGAUGUGUGUGAUGUAUGUGUGUGUGUAUGCACGCUCCGGUGAAGGUCAACAGGGAGUGUGUGUGUGUCCCUGACUGAAGAAGAGUGCGCUGUAGUAAGCAGAUCUUUUUCAAAGUGCUCUGUCUUUUGAGCACAGCCCCUACUGGGCCCCAUCCCAUAUCUACCGUAUAGAGCGUUUGUCUUUACAUCAACACUCAGGGAUAUUACCUACUAUUCACUAGUCUUAAACUCCUCCUGUUUUCAAAGCUGUACUGGCGAAGUGGAGUUCUGAAUAAGAUAUGUUGUGAGCAUAUGGAACAUUGCUAUUUCACCUUUUCAUGGUUUUAGAUUUUAUAGAAAACUCUUGAGUGCCUCAUUAUUUCUUAAUUAAUGUACAGUAUAUAUGACUAUCCUGCUGAUUCUUAUGUUCUCAUCUAAGAGACUCUUAUUUAGUGGGAGGCCAGCGAGAACCUCCUAUAUAGCGCACAGAGGCAGAUGUUCUUAGCUCUCUUUAGUCACUUCUCUUCUCCUCGCUCUCUCUUUCCCUCUCUCUUUCUCUCUUUCGCUCUCUCUCUCUCAUGCGCUCUCUCUCAGGUUUUAUUAGUCGUAUGUACGGGAUAUGCAUUAUAUACUUUGUCCAAGGAAAUUCUUACUUCCAGGUUCCUUAAGAAAUAAUGAAAGAUAAUAAUACGAACAUAAAGUAAAUGUCUCAGUAGAAUAGAAUAAACAUUUUAGCAUCAGUAUGAUACAGGAAGGCACAAUUUAUAGUUCAAUAUUUACAUGUGUAUUUGGGAUGGGGGGAGAAGGGUGGGAUGGGGGCAGUGUAUAAUAAGAGUCUGGUAGCAGCAGUUGUGAUGUGUGCUAAGGUGCGGAGAAUCAGAGUAGGUGGUCAGUCCAGUUCAAGUAUUCAGCAGUCUCUCACUCACAAUCAUGAUGGCCUGGUAGUAAUGGAUGGGAUAUACUAUCACAUGGAGACCACUGAGAGACCAGUGUCGAAAAGCCUGUCUUGUUCUCAACCCAUGUACAUCUGUCAGUCUUUACUUAUGGUCUAACUCCCUCUGGAGAAGCUGGUGAUGCUUCAUCUUCACACUCACCAGCUAGCCGUCUCCCUCCCCAGCUGUUCACAGCUCCACACCACUAAUGGACUUCGAGACAAGAGCGUGAACAGUGCUUGACCACCAUGGGGUGUGGCUGCUCAGUUUUCCAAAACAAAGAAAGUCAUUUAAUGUACGUAUGUGAAACAUAUCUUCAUUGUUAACCACCAGAGCUGUAUAUAACUAUGUAUAUUAAUGGUUCUGGUAACCGUGGCAUAACACUGAGCACUCAUCUGUAUUUAAACAUUAUGGGAGGCCAUUGUACUACAUGAACCUUUUGAAGAAUGUAUUGUUGGAUGUGUUGUGUUCCUCCCACAUUGAUUGGUGCUCUUUUGCCUCGGCCCCUGUAAUUAGCCAGGUCAUUAUGACAGUGUGUGCGUGAGCACCCAGAAUUAUAAUCCAGGAGAGUUAUUGUUGGAAUGCAUGAGACAUGAAUGGACGCUCAGCUCUUGAUCACUGUUCAACAGGGCUAACGUCAUGGUUGUGUUUUUUGGAUGGGGCAGAGCAAGCAUGUGGCCAUUUCAAGGAUUAAUCCUGUGAGGAUGAUUAUUGGAUGGGACCAGGCCCCAUAGUGGUAAUCUUUGUAGGGGGGAGAGCUGAGCGAGGGUUUAGGAUUGGUCGCUUUGCUGCAUGUGGAUGGCUGUUGGAUGAGGAGUGUCUAUGGCUGAGGGAAAAUGAGACUGGGAGGAGGAAUGCUGUGGUAUUGUUAGUGCGUUCAUCAUUGACACACGCUGGAGCUGUGAAACAAUAGACACAAGACUGACUCCAUAUGUGUCUGGCAAAUGGGCCCACCUCCAUCUCCCACCUGGCAUUUUAAGAGCAUCAAUCAAUCUCGUUAAAAAGACUCAAUAGAGAUGUAAGAAGUUCACGCAGCCUGCUUAUGCAGCACAGGCAAUUCAACACUAUUUUGAGCACCUUGUUUGCAGUUACUUUACUGCCUUGAGUGUGUGUUUUAUACUGUAUGCAUUUCAUGAAUGCAGAGCAGCUCUAGGCGCUCGCUCUCCUCAGUUAUAGUGAAGAGGUCCUUGGGUAAGUGUGUGAGAACGCCAGGUGAUUUUAAUCGAGAGGUGUGGGAUUUAUUCAGUGAUCUUCUGUACUCUUAAACGUUGUUUCCAAUCUCCAUCUCAUUAACACUCAGCCCACUGCUCAGUCAAUACGUCACUACCUCUCAGAUGAAAUAAAUCCUCCAGGAGAGAGUUAAUCUGUCAUGGCCACUCACUUUCCCCCGCACUGCGCACUUAAUACAUCUAAUUUAUCGCACAUUGAAGGAGUUUGAAUGGGUUGAAUGUGAGGAACAAUGAGGCAAAUGUAUUGUACACGUGUGUGUGUGUACCUUAUGUAUGUAUGUAUGUACAGUGCCUUCAGAAAGUAUUCAUAACCCUUGACUUAUUCCGUAAUUAGUUGUUACAGCCUGAAUUCAAUUCAUUUUUUUCUCUCACCCAUCUAUACACAAUACCCUAUAAUGACAGUGAAAACAUGUUUUUAGACAUUUUUGCUUAUUUAUUGAAAAUGAAAUCCAGAUAUAUCUCAUUUACAUAAGUAUUCACACCCCUGAAUCAAUACUUUGUAGAAGCACCUUUGGCAGUGAUUACAGCUGUGAAUAUUUCUGGGUAAAUCUCUUAAGACCUUUCCACACCUGGAUUUUGCAACAUUUGCCCAUUAUUCUUAAAAAAAAUAUUUAUGCUCUAUCAAAUUGGUUGUUGAUCAUUGCUAGAUGAUAACCAUUUUCAUGUCUUGCCAUAGAUGUUCAAGUAGAUUUAAGUCAAAACUGUAACUCUGGAACUCAGGAACAUUCACUGUCUUUUUGGUAAACAACUCCAGUGUAGAAUUGGCCUUGUGUUUUAGGUUAUUGUCCUGCUGAAAGGUGAGUUAAUUUCAGUGUCUGGUGGAAAGCAGACUCAACCAGGUUUUGCCUGUGCUUAGCUCCUUUCAGUUUCUUUUUUUAUCCUGAAAAACUCCCCAGUCCUUAAUGAUUACAAGCAUACCCAUAACAUGAUGCAGCCACCACUAUGCUUGAACAUAUGGAGAGUGGUACUCCGUAAUAUGUUGUAUUGGAUUUGCCCCAAACAUAACACUUUGUAUUCAGGACAAAAAGUUAAUGCUUUGCUAAUUUCUUUUGCAGUAUAACUUAAGUGCCUUGUUGCAAACAUGAUGCAUGUUUUGGAAUAUUUUAAUUAUUUACAGGCUUCCUUCUUUUCACUCUGUCAGUUAGGUUAGUAUUGUGAAGUAACUACAAUGUUGUUGAUCCAUCCUCAGUUUUCUCCUAUUACAGCCAUUAAACUCUAACUGUUUUAAAGUCACCAUUGGCCUCAUGAUGAAAUCCCUGAACAGUUUCCUUCCUCUCCGGCCAUUGAGUUAGGAAGGAAGCCUGUAUCUUUGUAGUGAUUCGGUUUAUUGAUACACCAUCCAAAGUGUAAUUAAUAACUUUCCCAUGCUCAAAGGGAUAUUCAAUGUAUGUUUUAUUUUUUUAUCCAUCUACCAAUAGGUGCCCUUCUUUGCGAGGCAUUGGAAAACCUCCCAGGUCUUUGUGGUUGAAUCUGUGUUUGAAAUUCACUGCUUGAAUGAGGGACCUUACAGAUAAUUGUAUGUGUGGGGUAAAAAUGAUGUUCAACACCAUUAUUGCACACAGAGUGAGUCCAUGCAACUUAUUAUGUGACUUGUUAAGCAAAUGUUUACUCCUGAACGUAUUUAGGCUUGCCGUAGCAAAGGGGUUGAAUACUUAUUAACUCGAGACAUUUCAGCUUUUCAUUUUUUAUUAAUUUGUAAAGAUUUUCAAGGAUUCUACUUUGACAUUGUUUGUCACUGGCCUACACAUAAUACCAAAUAAUCUUAAUGUAAUCCAUUUGAAAUUCAGGCUGUAACACAACAAAAUGUUCAAAAAGUCGUGGUGUGUAUACUUUCUGAAGGCACUCUGUAUGUGUGUACCCAUGUACAGUGUGUGUGUGUGUGUGUGUGUGUGUGUUGACAUGGAGUUUAAGCUCCUCUGCUUUCCUCUCUACCUCACAUACCCAGAGGCUAAUUAUCUGUGUCCUCCUCCCCAAAGAGACAGCUGGUAAAACACAUUCUCUUUAUCCAAGAGUAUAUCACGUUCCGUCACAGCACAAUGACCAUGCUAUUGACCCAGUGGACAGUGUCUGGCUGUCUGUCUGUCUGUCUGUCUGUCUGUCUGUCUGUCUGUCUGUCUGUCUGUCUGUCUCAAUCUCACAGUGGUGAUGUUAUGUCAUGUUUCUCCUAACGUCAGUCUCCCAGUGAUGAUGUCAUGUCCCUCGUUAAUUUUGUCUCACUGUGAUGUCAUGCCCCAUUCUCUCCCAAACUCAGUCUCACAGUGAUGAUGCCAUGUGUGUGUGUGUGUGUGUGUGUGUGUGUGUUGUCAGGAGCUCCUCUGAAGCCCAGGAAGGAGCUAGUGUUUGUGGAACAGCUGUCAGGAUGCCUGGAGAUCCGCUGGUCCUCUAAGUUCAACAUCUCUGUGGAGCCUGUCCUGUACGUGGUGCAGCGCUGCUGGAACUAUGGCAUCCACCCCAGUGAGGACGACGCCACAGAGUGGGAGACCGUGGCACAGGUAGGACAGCACAGCACACCACAACACACCAAACCAGGCUUCUCUGAAUACCUUACUGCAUGUGUGCAUCGCAGUACUAGCUGUGCCACUAGAGAUCCUGGUUCGAAUCCAGGCUCUGUCGCAGCCGGCCGCGACCGGGAGACUCAUGGGCGGCGCACAAUUGGCCCAGCGUCGUCCAGGGUAGGGGAGGGAAUGGCCGGCAGGGAUGUAGCUCAGUUGAUAGAGCAUGGCGUUUGCAACGCCAGGGUUGUGGGUUCGAUUCCCACGGGGGGCCAGUAUAUAUAAAAAAAUAGGUAUUCACUAACUGUAAGUCGCUCUGGAUAAGAGCGUCUGCUAAAUGACUAAAAUGUAAAUGUAAUGUGGAGGAUCGCUCUUUCAUUCACAUACAGCACAUUGUGAUCAAACCAUUUCAUUUAGUUGCAUGCUCAGUACUUUUGAUUGAAGAUUUAACAAAAAAUCUGUGAUGCAUUCUUUGGGUGAAAAACAAACCUUAAAACGAAUAUUUUCACCACAAGAGAUGAAAAAGUCAGGGUGCUACUCCACAGCUGUGGAAGCGCUGCACUCAUUCAGACUGUCGGACACUGUUGCACAUUCCUUACAGUCAGUGUCUUUGACAGUUUGGCAAGGAGAAACAGACAGAUGACUGAUGUUGCAGCAACACUCACAAAUGUCGCGACCCUGUGUGACCUCUGACCCCUGUGUGCCUGCUCACUCCCAUCUGUCCCUCAGACUACAGAGGAGCGCGUCCAACUGGCCGACAUCAGAGCCAGCAGAUGGUACCAGUUCAGAGUGGCGGCCGUCAACGUGCACGGGACCCGCGGGUUUACUGCCCCCAGCAAGCACUUCCGCUCCUCCAGAGGUAGGUUACAUCUGUGUGUCUGUGUGUGUGUCUGUGUGACACCCUAUCCCCUCCAUUUGCUCUAGUCAAGGAACAGGAACAGGUGGAGCCUUUGGGACAAUCCAUUACAACCUGAUUUGCCCCAGUAACGGCCAAUUUACCCAUUUUGUUACACAUGUGCAUGUACAAAUUGUGUUUUCUGCAAAUUGCGUUGGUGUGUCUGUGACCUUUUGGCUGGAAUUAAAUCAAACAUGCACUGAGGAAAACCCACUCUACAGAAACAUACAUUGUCCCUGUACAUUACAGAUUAUUCACACCCGUAAUGCUAAUUUAUUGUAAGUAAAUAGCUAAAUGAUUUUGGCACGUCUAAAAAGCCAGCACAAGCAUACGUACAUAAGCCUUGACUUUUAUUUUCCCUACCUAGCAAACCUGAACCUCAAAUCGGAUUAGCAUUCGCUAAGCAUUCCUCGCCCUUCCGAUCCUAAAGUUGUCAAUUCACACUGAUGCCAAACAGAGCACAGAGAGUCAUCAGAAACCCCUGAGUGCAGAACAUGUUAUUUUCUGCAUAGCGUUGUACGUGUAACUCUUCAAAGGUGGGGUUUUCCCUCUUUACAGCCGUAUAACAUGUAAUAUGUCUGAAUUAGUCAGGAUAUUGCAUGUUUCAACUGCAUGUAAGUUGUCUGGCUUCCAGGGAGAAUGAGGUAAGGUAGGCUGCUCAGUGCAUCAGACCUGUGUUACAGAUUAGCAUUGUGUUUGAUGGCUGGCUGUAGGGCUAUGCUGAUGCCUGUACUGCUGUCUAUGUUCCCACGUUGAAUGACACUAAAUAGCUCUUUAGUGUGACCGUAGAUUGCAUUUGUUAAAUCACCCGGCCAAUUGUUGUGGAAUUACAGAUCGUUAUAAAUUGUUUAGGACCUUGAGCCCUCACCCAUCUGGACAAAAGGAUUGCAUAUGUGUGGAUGCUGUUCAUCGACUACAGCUUGGCCUUUAAUACCAUAGUGCCAUCUAAGCUAAUCACAAAGCUCACUGCCCUGGGUCUGAACUCCUCCCUAUGCAACUGGGUCCUGGACUUCCUGACAGGCUGCCUCCAGGUAGUGAAGGUUGGCAACAUUUACCUCCUCAACACUGAUUUUCAACACGGGGGCCCCACAAGGGUGCGUCCUCAGUCCCCUCCUGUACUCCCUGUAUACCCACAACUGUGUGGCCUCACACAGUUCCAACUCCAUCAUCAAGUUCGCUGACGACACAACAGUAGUAGGCCUGAUUUAACAAUAAUGACGAGACAGCCUACAGGGAGGAGGUAGGCACUCUGACGGUGUGGUGCCAGGUAAACAACCUCUCCCUCAACAUCAGUAAAACAAAUGAGAUGAUUGUGGACAAAUUAGAUGAUUGUGGACCCAUCCUCAUCAACAGGGCCGCCAUGGAAACGGUCAAAAACUUCAAGUUCCUCUGCGUACAUAUCGCCGAGCAGCUGAAAUGGUCAAACCACACGGCCACCGUGGUGAAGAAGGCACGACAGCGACUCAUCAACCUCAGAAUGUUGGAGAAAUUGGUCCUGUCCCCGAGGGCCCUCAGUGUUCUACAGGAGCCCCAUUGAGAGCAUACAGUCGGGCUGCAUCACAUCCUGGUACGGCAACUCCACUGCCGUGGACCGCAAGGUGCUACAGAGGGUGGUACGCUCAGUCAAAUGCACCAUUGGGUGCACACUGCCUGCCCUCCAGGACACCUACAACACCAGGUGUCACAGAAAUGCCAAGAAGAUCAUCAGGGACUGCAGCCACCCGAGCCAUGGCCUGUUCUCCUUGUUUCCAUCACUAAGACAUGGGCAGUACAGGAGCAUCAUGGCAAAAACUGGAAGCCUGGCCAAGAGCAUCUACCCCCAGCGUAUCAUGCUGCUGAAUACUCACCACUAGUCAGCUUCCUGCUCCGCCUUUUUCCAACCACAACGUUGAUGGAUUGAUGAAAGCUGUUACGGACUUGAUGAGCGAUUUGAUUCUGUCAUUCCAUUGUUAUUUACAUAGCUCAGCCUGAUCAUCUGAUUGCAAUUGUGCACCACCAUACUUUGUUUGGGCAUUUUGGAAAAACUCUCGCUCCUAAUUUAUAUAGCAUGGAUAACAGCUGGUUCGCUCUGAAAAUCACUGUGAUUGUGACUGGGUCGGGCAGACGUUCAGCCCAGAGUGUUUUGGACUUAGUUCUGGGCCCACAUUCAGGUGGGAGAGAGGAGGAAGGGAAGAGGAGCUGACCGUAACAGGGCUGUUAAUCAUUUUCUUAUUAAGAGCAAAUUCCCUCUGGUCUGGCAUCUGGCUCUGCCUCUGACUGCCUGGCCCUGCCUGGGUCCACUGGCCUGACAGCCGUACACUGCAGCCGCCAGAAAUCCUGGGUCAGACCCCAUCUGGCCGGCUUCAAAACCAGCCAUCUUACUUACAUGCACACCCACACCCACACCCACCAGCUAGGUAGAGUCGAGGAGUAGAUGGAAUUUGAGGGUAGAGCCAAAGUGAGCAGCAUGUGUUUGGUGACCCUUGACCUGAGCUCUCCAUCCUGCGUAACGCUGUCAUAGACGUGACAUGACACCUGUCAUAACAUUUCAUGACUGAUUGUCAGUGGUGGACUAAUUACUUUACACCAUCAUACUGGCUGGGCCCCUCUCAUACGGGCCCCUCUCAGCUGUACUGCUAAACUUUCUCAACUGGUGCAAAUGAACCCUGGUUAGACACAUUAAACCAAAUGUCUUACAUGCUUUUAAUAAAGAUAAACACAUUUCUGUGUUUAAUUGAUCGUCCCUUUUAAUGAAUAACAAACUUUAAAAAAUGUUUUAUUGGUUUGUGAAUCACAAGCCAAUCAUUAGCACCAGGAAGACAUUGCAGCUGUCACUUUUCUGACGCCUCUGUUAUUGUCGUCGCUCCCAAAUUGAACAAGCAAAAACAGCUCUGACAGCUGGAGGGAAGGAGAGAGGAGAGCUGCUGUGAAUUACAUGACAUGACAUUACGGUACUGUGUUCCUGGUCUCUCUCCAGAUCCUGCUGCCCCUCCCAGCCCAGCCAGCCUGCGUGUCACCAACCUGACGCUGGGUCCUGAGGGGACGGUGACAGCCCAUCUCAACUGGACCCUGCCCGAGGAGCCUGACAUCCCCGUCCAUCACUACAAAGUCUUCUGGAGUUGGACCGUCCCUGGCAAGUCCCUGGUGCCAUCCAAGAAGAAGAGAAGGAAGAGCACCAAUGAGGUAAGUAUCGGCUCCUCUCUCCCCCUGUCUGGGGGAUGUGUCGGCGGUUUGGGAGGCUAG
Coregonus sp. 'balchen' is the source of this 24826-nucleotide messenger RNA. Lineage: Eukaryota; Metazoa; Chordata; Actinopteri; Salmoniformes; Salmonidae. The record is from the annotation of a GenBank genome assembly.